This is a messenger RNA of Hevea brasiliensis (rubber tree), 1563 nucleotides long. RefSeq lists its product as uncharacterized. The coding region runs from base 101 to 712 and encodes 203 amino acids. The transcript is spliced from 2 exons. The record is from RefSeq and is a predicted model, not a curated record. Lineage: Eukaryota; Viridiplantae; Streptophyta; Magnoliopsida; Malpighiales; Euphorbiaceae.
UUCUUAGUUGGAUGCAACUUUAUAAGCGCCAUUUCUCCAUGUCUUUGGAGCACCUUUUGAGAGAGAGAUAGAGGAAGAGAGCUCUUGAGAAGAAGAAAACAUGGUGGGCAUUUCUCGUGAGCAAGAAUCUUGGGUUUCUUCAAGGAACCUAAACCAAGAAGAGGAUCAAACAGAAACUUCACACGUUCAAACAAACCUGGAUCAAAAUGAUGUUUUCUAUCAGGAAACUGAUGAAAUAUGGCAGAAAGUGAAUCAAACUGCCAUCAAGAACGACGAUAAUAGUAGUGGCAGAAGCAAUUUCAGCUCCAAAAGCAAGAGCAACAGCACGAAAAAGAAGAACCAGGUGUUGCUAGAAGGGUAUGUAGAGGUAGCUAAUAAUGAGGAUGAUUUGAAGAGGACCAAGAGCUUGACAGAUGAUGAUCUUGACGAGCUUAAAGGGUGCUUAGAUCUUGGGUUUGGUUUCAGCUAUGAUGAGAUCCCUGAGCUCUGUAACACCUUGCCAGCUCUUGAGCUUUGUUACUCCAUGAGUCAGAAGUUUCUUGAUGAGCAGCAUAAGUCUCCCGAGAGAAGCUCUCCUACUGCUGCUGAAACUGCAUCCAGCCCUAUUGCUAACUGGAAGAUCUCUAGUCCUGGUGACCAUCCGGAAGAUGUUAAAGCAAGGCUCAAAUUUUGGGCACAGGCUGUGGCAUGUACUGUUAGAUUGUGCAGCUGAAAGACAUUUAAGAAUUGAGUGAUGAUUUAUUGACGUGAAAGAAAAUGGAUGCAUAUUUUCUCAGUGAUGGGAAAUCAAAAGCCUGGACUUUCAUAAAGAGUCUGUGCUCCACUAUCCAUUCCAGUGCAACUUGCAGGAAUCAAAGUGCCUGCACAUUCUUUAGCUGGGAAUGAACUGGCCUUCGGUAUUAUAAUAGAAGAAGGGACAAGCUUCAGGUUUGAAAUUAACCGAAUACUCUUAUGAGUUUGAAUUAAUAAAGCGGAGAUGAAGACUAUGAUUAUUGUAUUCGGUGCAUUCAAAAUAAGCUAUUUUAAGAAUAAAAUUAUUUCUUCUUCUUAUCAUUUCAUAUUGUUGCUAGUUUGUGCUUGAUAUGGCUAUAGAUGUGCUCCAACCUGAGCUGUUGGCUUUUAUGCAGUGGUGAUAGCCUCCAAUAUAGAGCCUUCACCAACUACCUGCUGACCUCUGCAUUUGCUGAGGUAACUAAUCUAACUGGUUUAACUGUGUAUUUUGUUUUCACUGUUGUUGAUGCUUGAAUGGGAUGGUACCCUGAUACUAACAAUAUGCGUCUGCUAACUACUGACUCGUGAUAGUCCAUCCCGUGGAUAGAUGAACUACCCCAUUUGGCUGGUAGAGUGAAGACUGCUGGGGAGGAGGUGGGGAGAAGUGAAGAAGAAGAAUUGCAAAUUUGUAUUUCUAGACAUCAAUGUUAACCUGAUCAUCUUCUUUAUUUUUCCCUUAUUGUCUCCAGGAAUUGCAAAUGGUUGUCUUUUGAGACUUGUGUUAGCAUAGGAAUAACUUGGUCAUUGUUUCUGGUUGUGGCAAAUUCAAUGGAUUUGUUUUCAUUCGUCUAA